CUUUGCGAAUCGCCAUCUCUUCGUCGGCUCAUUUUGUCAAGAGUUGUUGUUCUAGGUUAUGUAUUGUUAGACAAUUCAAAGGUUCAACAACAGAUUAUAAUAAUUUCCUUCACGAGGCCUCUCUUGUACAUUUUUGAUUGUAGCAAGUGAUCCGAUUGGAAAUUCUUAUCUUCAAAGAACCUAGAAAAACCUGCAUUUUAAAUUUGACCUUUGUCGUGUUUAAAAUAUAUUGUGUUACUUGUCAAUUAGUAUUCCCAUUCCAGGUUGUUUAACCUAUUUUGUUCCUUCAUAAUUAAGUUAAGUUUGUUUCGAAAAUAUGGACCCUAUAAAAGUGGAACCGGUUUCAGAUGAUGAAGAAAGUGCAUCAGCACAAUACUGUGAAAGUAACGUCGUCUAUAUAAAACAGGAAUAUAUAUCAGAGGAAGUGCCCUUUUCUUCAAACAGCCCUGAAGAUAAUGAUCGCAAGGAACAUGUACAAUGUAAACAAGAAGAUAUAUUGCCAGAACGAGAAGUGUCUGUUAAGGAUGAGGAUUUGUUGGGUGACCAGUCAGCAGCCGAUGCCAGCCAUGAGGACGACACAGGCAAACAAGAUGCCACUCAGCCCUUACCCUGGAGAGUCUGUGGGAGUGAAGAACAAACCACUAGUAAAGAAAGAACAAAACAAUAUUCAAGCAUAGCUCACAUGCAACCUUUCAGAUGUAAAAUGUGUAACAAGAAGUAUGCGUCACGUCAAACUCUUGAAAGACAUCAAAAGUCCCAUUCAAUGUACUGGUGUAAAGACUGCAAUGAUGAAUUCUGCAGUCAACUGAAUUUGCAGUUGCCUGCUGAGAAAAAUGGGACACCUUUUUAUGUCUGUGAACUUUGCAAUGCAAAUUUCACAAGUGCAGUAAAGUUGCGGGUCCAUGUUACUCAUUUCCACUGGAGACAGAAGCCAUAUUCAUGUGAUCGAUGCACAGAUGUUUCUGCAUCCAGUGAUGAUGUUGAACAGAAUGAUCGCAAGGAACGUGUACAAUGUAAGCAGGAAGAAAUAUUGCCAGAACCAGAAGUGUCUGUUAAGGAUGGGGAUUUGUUGGGUGACCAGUCAGCAGCCGAUGCCAGCCUUGAGGACGACACAGGCAAACAAGAUGCCACUCAGCCCUUACCCUGGAGAGUCUGUGGGAGUGAAGAACAAACCACUAGUAAAGGAAGAACAAAACAAUAUUCAAACAUAGCUCAUAUGCAAAUUUACAGCUGUAAAAUGUGUAACAAGAAGUUUACAUCACGUCCAACUCUUGAAAAGCAUCAAAAGUCCCAUUCAGUGUACUGGUGUAAAGACUGUAAUUAUGAAUUCUGCAGUCGACUAAAUUUGCAGUUGCCAGCUAAGAACAGCGGGACACCCUUUUAUGUCUGUGAACUUUGCAAUGCAAAUUUCACAACUGCAGGGAAGUUGAGAGGACAUGUUACUCGUUUCCAUUGGCGACAGAAACCGUAUUCAUGUGAUCAAUGUGCUGAUGUUUCUGCACCUAGUGAUGAUGCUCAGCAGAUGCCAUAUGAAUGUGUUGUAUGCAAACAUAGUUUUGCAUCAUAUGAUUAUCUAAAGGAACAUCUGAAACGCCACUCAAAACUUAAAGCAUAUUUGUGCAAUACAUGUAACAUGCAGUGUUUCACACUGGCCAUGUUCAAAAGUCACUUAGCAACCCAUACUGAAGAGAAAAGUGUUGCACUAAAGACAUAUAAAAGAAAAAGUAAAUAAUUCCGAAGGCAGUUAAAAUGAGAACUAAAAAGUAUGUCUGCUCUAACAAAACUAGGGGAAAUGCCUAAUAUUCCAUAUGGAUUGAAGCAGAGAUGAAUUUGAUGACAUUGUGUGUUUAGUUCCAGGUCUUCUUGCACAACGCAUAAUUGUUCUUGCUUUUCUACAUCAUCUCUGAGGGUACACAAUACCCUGAACAGGCAACCUCACAGAAGGAAAGUCCUCCAUGUUCAACGACAUCUCCAGGAUGGUGAUUUUUGUUCCCACUAUGUGUUGAAUAAAGAAUUAGCAACUUUUUACUGAUAACAUAAUUAUCUACAUCACCAUGUGAUGAAGCAAAUUCAAAUAUGUUUUAGACACGAUAUACCAGUACUGUCAAAGACAGCAUGCUAACUUCUUUGUUUUUUUCAAAAUGUAAUCACUUCUUUGCACUUUUAAGGGAUUGAUUAAUUAUUGUGUUGAAUCAAGAUGAAUUUAGACAUUUUAAAUAGAAACGUGAAGUUUGUUCUUUUGUAUUUCUGUAUCUUAUAAGUCUCUCACAGGAUAACAGAAUUCUUGUCAUUACACAAGGUCAAUGUGGAAUAACCACACUUGAAAUGAACUGUUUUGAUUCAUUUAUUCACUCAUUCAGAGACAUGCUAUCAACAAGAAUCCUGCUUUUAUCAACUGCUGAAAAUACUCAAUUCUGGAAUGUCUGUACACUUUCUAACACUGUCAAUAUGAAAUGCAAAAUACUUCUUUUUAGGCUAAGCAUGAGAGACAACUUUACCAAUUUUAAAACAAAGCACUGCUCUACUACUGUAGACUAGACUAGAAGAGAAGAUUCUUUGUGAUUAGUGGUUUCAAAAUCUGUUUUGAGGGAAAAAAUAAUGAAAGUUGUUUAGCUUUCAGUUAAUUGGAGUUCAUUUUAUAAUAUACUAAGGAUCGAAAUAAAUAUAGAAAAAGAAUUAAAAAUGUA
Molecule: messenger RNA, 2687 nt
Organism: Cryptotermes secundus
Lineage: Eukaryota; Metazoa; Arthropoda; Insecta; Blattodea; Kalotermitidae
Product: zinc finger protein 431
Exons: 6
Coding region: 317-1732 (471 amino acids)
Biological process (GO): regulation of transcription by RNA polymerase II
Cellular component (GO): nucleus
Molecular function (GO): DNA-binding transcription factor activity, RNA polymerase II-specific; RNA polymerase II transcription regulatory region sequence-specific DNA binding
Source: RefSeq, a predicted model, not a curated record